This is a messenger RNA of Aureobasidium uvarum, 1263 nucleotides long. Lineage: Eukaryota; Fungi; Ascomycota; Dothideomycetes; Dothideales; Saccotheciaceae. The record is from the annotation of a GenBank genome assembly.
UCGCCGACGACAACAACAAUGGCGGAAAAGGAUAAUCCAACAAUCAAAAUGCCUUUUCGUGCGGCUGAGGGCGUGUCUCGCUUCUUUCUCUUCGAAGCCCUGCGUGUUGGCUGUGAAGAAAUCGAAUCCACGUCUUCGCAACUCGAGUCUGCGCGUGAUAGAGCAGAGAAGAUACUCAUCAAGGAGUCACCUGUUGAAUUCGAGUCUCUGGUCCAAGAUAUCCUAAAAUCCUGUGCAAAGAGUUUGCAGACACAUGCUGCUAUUGUCGAGGCGGUUGCCGAGACUGUCAAUGGCGGUACCACUCAGUCGGACCAAAGUAGUACAAAGCUGGACAAGUUUAGAUUGCUUGUUGGCCAGAUCAAGGAUGCCGCUGCUGGUAUCGAGCAGUUGAGGAGCGAGCAGUUGAGGGGCGCGAACACAAAACCAGAACAAUCACCUCCACUCCCAACUGAAGUUGAUUUUGACUCGGAACCGGAAGUACAAUCUUCUAAGAAGUCCAAAAGUAGAGAGCUAGAGGCAACCACUCUUCCGAAGAAGAAGACCAAGACCAAGCACACCUCCAACACUUCAGCAUGGGUUACGGAAAACCUCUCAUCCGGGGUUCUGGACGAGAAGUCCAUGAAGGGCAACGGAAAGAAGCUAGGAAGGCCUCUCAAGCCAUUGAAGACGUCCAAAGCUUCUCCAAGAGCGCCCGCUGAGUCCAACUCACCACCUCUAGAAGAAGAGACUGUACAAUCAACCCCAUCUUCCAAGUCUAUUCCUGAGACCAAAGGAACAGCCGACACUCCUAAGACCGACAAACACUCUCACCCAAUUACCCCCAAAUCAGCUCCAGCGAAUCAAUCUUCGGUCGACGAAGAAGACAUCAACGCAGAGGUAGAUGCCCGUCUCGCAGCCAAAGAGCUGAAGCGUGCCAAGAAGAAGGAAGCAAAGAAACGCAAACGCGACUCUGUGGCUUCCGACAUCUUCUCUCCAGAUCCCAAGGCCGAGUCUGAGCACAGAGCAGUCUUGCCAGCANAAAAAAAGGCACGCGUCGAUAACAUCGAUGGCGAUGGCAAAGGAAAGCGUCAGAAUGUUGACGAUGUUCCCGGAAGCAAAUCAAAGGUGAAGAAACAGAAGACUAAUGUCGAUAUCAAGAAGGAGGAGACGACGGUCGAAGCAAACAAGCCAAAGCGUAGACGCUCGUCUAACAUCGCUGUGGCAGAAGUAUCGACUGCUGCUCCAGAGGCUAGAAGCCACAAGAAGCGCCGUGUGGGCUUCUGA